Molecule: messenger RNA, 3139 nt
Organism: Phoenix dactylifera (date palm)
Lineage: Eukaryota; Viridiplantae; Streptophyta; Magnoliopsida; Arecales; Arecaceae
Source: RefSeq, a predicted model, not a curated record
AAGCCGUUUCGGGAAGCAGAUAGGCACGGUUUCGCAGGGCCGGAAGCUUCGAUCUUUUUGUCCUUCUGGGCUCUUUUCUUGCAGCAAAAAAGAGUACCUUUUUUCUUGGGUUUUAGGUGAGAGAGAGGGAGGUGGAGAUCGGAUGGGGCACUUCGAUCCUUGAAGAGAGACGGAGGACUGGGAAGAGGAGAAGAAAGAAAGAGAAGGAGAGGUAUCGGUGAUUGCAUGUGGAUGUGGGUCAAGAGGAUAUGGACAGAGAGAGAGGUCGAGAUUUGAAGCGGAGCGGCAUCUCGGGGGGUCAGUCUUCGCCCGCGAAGCGACGGCAGAGAGCGUUAUCUGGACGCAUCAGCAGCAGCGCCAAAUCCACCUCUCCCCUUUCCCCCUUCCCCUCUGAAAAAAAAGUUGCAGUUUUGAGUGGUACUGGUUAUGUUGGUGGCGGAGGAGGAGGUGGAGGAGGAGGCGAGGAGGAGAGUGCGAUGGAGAGAUGGAAGAAAGAGAAAGCCAAGGCGUUCAGGUGGGGCUCAGGCAUCAACGAAGGGUACAGCAGGACGGGCGAUAGAGGAGGAGGCAUCAGUGGUUCUGAUGAAGGAGAGCAGCAUCUUUCACGCCCGCCGCUUUCUAGGAGUUUUGGACUCCAGUCAAAGGCAUCUGAGGAUGGCAAUGCUGUGGGUCCUGCUGUGGUGCCUAGGAAAUUACGUUCAGCGAUGAACAAACGCAGCAGGUUAUCAGCAUCUCCGCCGUUGCCGGAUUUGAAGAACAAAUUAUCAGCAUCUCCGCCGUUGCCAGAUUCGAGGAACAAAUGCUAUGCUCGCAAUGGUAACCAUAUGCCCUGUGUUAAUGGUGCGAGGAGAUGCAAGAGAAACAUGCUAAACGAACCAGUUACCAAAGCUGAGGAAGAAGCUGCUGAGACAUUGUCUGCAUUGGCUAGUAUGAUUCCUGAUGGCAGGCCAGUCAAGAUCAGUGAGGAUGGCGGAAUGUCUGAGGAGAAUUCACAUGCAGCAGCAACUGUUGUUUCUAAUUUAGAAGCUUCAAAAGAAGUGAGUACUGAAAUUUUUCUUCCAGGCGCCAGCCCUGUAGCCACAAAUCCCUCUUUUCAGAUAGAGCCAAUGGCAGAAACCGCAAAACCUGAGCCUUCUGCUUUGGAGCAGCCUGCUAUUACCAGUGGAAACCAGGAGUUCGGUCCAGGAUCAAAUGGAACAGUUCAACCCGGUUUCCAAAGAACAUCUCCAUCUAAGAAUGAACAGGCAAAGAAUGCAAUUUUAAGGGAUUCUUCAAACUCAUCAAAUCUCUUGGAAGCUUCUCUUUAUUCUUACUGUGGAAACAGCAGAUCAGCACAAUCCAAUGCCCUUUCGGUGCACAAACCAGAGAUUCGUCCUUGGCCAUUUGGAUCUGCUUCAGCAGAACACCAAGUGCGGUCCUUCAAGCAGAAAGCUGACAAUCCUACACGUUAUGUGUGUGGGGAAGAUACAAGUCAUGCUCUGCAGCCUGGUUUGCCAAGCAGUGGUAAUGGACAUUUGGCAAUGUCUUCUUCAAGUAAAGCUGCUCUCUGGCCAGAUUCUGCUGCAACUGGUUGUAGAACUACUUCAAACGGAGUUAGCUCCAAUGGAACUGACCUUCACACUGGAAAGCUUCCACAGGUGUCAGCUGAUAGGCGAUCAUCAUGGAAAAGGUGCACUACUCACGUGUACAUAAGCCAUACCAUUCAGCGCUAUCAGAAGACACAAAUAAAGCAUCAGUUUCCGUUCCUGACAAACCGAUCAAAAGCCAAAGGGGGAACAAUCUCGGGUGUUCAAGAUUCCAAUAAAGCAAUUGGGAUGAGUAGUCUGAACAGCAGGACAGCUGCUGGAAACAGAGGUUCCAUAAUGGAGAGUAAAGAUGAAUCUAGAAUUCAAAUGUUAUCAGGUUCCUCUAUGCAGCAGCAACAGGCCCCACAUCAUUCCAUUAUGCCGUUCCCCUUCCCUCAUGGUCCUUCCCUGUGCCCAGACCGGCUUGCAGCCAUGACACAACAGCUGCAGCUACCACACCAGAUUGGCAACUCAAUUUAUGGACCUUAUGGACCCCAACUUGUUGUUGCUGGAGGCAAGCUACAGCAGAUAUGGCAAGCGCAUAUGGCCCAAUACAGGCCGCCUCUUGGUAUUCCCGCAUGGCAGACCAUGAGGCUGCAGGACCCAUCCCUGCUUCCCUGUGCUCAGCCUCCAUCCACAUUUCCUCAGCCUUCCAGAGAGAUGCAGGUUGGAUCCUAUCAAUCUCCUAGUUCACUGCAGCUACAAGAGCUCUUGCCAAUUCCCUCAUCAUCAUCCUUGAGAGCAAAGAAGCCACAUGGUAGUGGGUUUGGCACUGAAGGUGCACCUCAACUGCAGCUGCUAUGUAAUGCCCAGCGCAUGUAAAGACAAUACCAUUGGAUGGCACAGACUGGUUCAUUGUUUUAUUCGUUCAAAUGUAAAGGCUUUUUGAUGAAUCUUGGAGGAUCACAAGUUCAAGGGGAAGGUGCAAGUAAUGAAGAUAUUUUUCCCAGAGGAUGACCAUGACAUUGCAUGGGCCAUGCCAUGCACAGCACUCAGCUGCGGUGGAUCGGUUGCUUUUGGUUCAUGUCGCAGCAGCAGCAGCAAUGGAAGCUGCUUAAAGGGACCCUUGAUUCUCAGUUACACAGCUCCCUUCACUGUUUGACCCGUUCGCUGCAGCAGCGGCACAUUGAGCCUGUCUGCAUGAUCCCCAUUGUUGCAGUGCAUGGGCCCCUACAUAUGGAUGACUGUACGUGUAGCAAGAGCAUGAGCAUCGCGUGCACAGCAGAGAAGCUUUUUUCUAAAUUGCUGAUGGCAAGGUUUGGCACGGUGACUAAAUUACGGACGCUUCUUUCUAGCGUCGGCAGGUCAUAGUCGGAGAAAUCUAUUUUUUUUUUUGUAGUGAAGCCAGUGUCCCUAAGGCAGGGUGGCAAGUGCUGGCCUCUGUCGAUCAACAUAUCAUAUUGAGCCAUCACUGGUACGAAGUACUCGAUCGGUACUGCUUUAUAUCAGCCUAGUGAAUGGAAUGGUUGUUUUGACAUAGCAUGACACAUUUCGGUGUGAUACUAUGAUAUGGUGGAUAUUUUGCCGUUAUUUGGUGCCUCUCAUACCAACGGCAUUAAGUAUUUAUUAAGAAA